This is a messenger RNA of Xyrauchen texanus (razorback sucker), 2829 nucleotides long. It is a transcript of the gene lss, whose product is annotated as lanosterol synthase (2,3-oxidosqualene-lanosterol cyclase). The record is from RefSeq and is a predicted model, not a curated record. NCBI's taxonomy places the organism in Eukaryota, Metazoa, Chordata, Actinopteri, Cypriniformes, Catostomidae. Gene Ontology annotation, molecular function: lanosterol synthase activity. Gene Ontology annotation, biological process: cholesterol biosynthetic process; triterpenoid biosynthetic process. Bases 76 to 2283 code for a protein of 735 amino acids. Gene Ontology annotation, cellular component: lipid droplet. The transcript is spliced from 22 exons.
GUUCAGGGUCCCCAUCAGUUGAAAUAUGACAGCUUUUCUCCAGUUUGCGGAGUGUUUUGCAUAUGAACUUCAAAGAUGACAGAGGGAACGUGUUUGAGGAGAAGGGGAGGGCCUUAUAAGACUGAGCCUGUGACAGAUCUCAUGCGCUGGAGGUUAAAUAAUGUGGAGGGUAGACAGACCUGGAGGUACAUCGAUGACGGAGACAGCAUGGACAGACAGCAGAGCAUGCUGGAAUCUCACUCACUGGGACUGGACACGAGUGAGUUUAUCUCAGCAUCUCCUGCUGCCCACUCUGCAGUAGAUGCUGCACUGAAGGGAAUGGAUUUCUACAGUCGACUCCAAGCAGAAGAUGGACAUUGGGCUGGAGAUUAUGGAGGACCCCUUUUCUUACUUCCAGGUUUGCUCAUAACCUGCCAUGUUGCUAAGAUCUCUCUCCCAGAAGCAUGGAAGCAGGAGAUGGUUCGAUACCUGCGAUCUGUGCAGCUGUCUGAUGGAGGCUGGGGACUGCAUAUUGAGGAUAAGUCUACUGUUUUUGGAACGGCUUUGAGUUAUACCACAUUGAGAAUUCUGGGAGUUGGGGCUGAUGACCCAGAUAUGGUUCGGGCAAGAAAUAAUUUACACAGCAAAGGGGGUGCUGUUGGCAUACCUUCUUGGGGUAAAUUCUGGUUGGCCAUCCUCAACGUGUACAGCUGGGAAGGAAUGAAUACACUUUUUCCAGAGAUGUGGCUAUUCCCUACCUGGGUGCCGGCACAUCCCUCUACCUUGUGGUGCCAUUGUCGGCAAGUCUACCUUCCCAUGAGCUACUGCUAUGCCGUCAGGCUGUCUGCUGAUGAAGAUCCUCUGGUGCUCAGCUUAAGACAGGAGCUUUAUGUCCAGGAUUACUCCACUAUUAACUGGCCAGCUCAGAGGAAUAAUGUUGCUACCUGUGACUUAUACACACCACACAACACCUUGCUUAAUAUCGCUUAUUUGAUCUUGAAUGUGUAUGAAGCUCAUCACAGCACUACACUGAGAGAAAAAGCAGUGAAAGAGCUCUACGAUCAUAUCAAAGCAGAUGAUCGCUUCACUAAGUGUAUUAGCAUCGGCCCGAUCUCGAAAACGAUCAAUAUGUUGGUACGCUGGUAUGUGGAUGGACCCACAUCACCUGCCUUCCAGGAGCAUGUGUCCAGGAUUCCAGAUUACUUAUGGCUGGGUCUGGAUGGUAUGAAAAUGCAGGGAACAAAUGGAUCACAGCUAUGGGACACUGCCUUUGCAGUGCAAGCAUUUCUUGAGGCUGGUGCCCACGAUGUCCCCAGGUUUACAGAGUGCCUCAGACAAGCCCAUCAUUUCUUGGACCUCACUCAGAUCAAAGAUAAUCCUUCAGAAUAUGAGAAGUAUUACAGACAAAUGAACAAGGGAGGUUUUCCCUUCAGCACACGUGACUGUGGUUGGAUAGUUGCAGACUGUACGGCAGAAGGGCUGAAAUCUGUGAUGUUAUUGCAAGAGCAAUGCAGUUUCCUUCAAGAAAAAGUUCCCACAGAAAGACUCUUUGAUGCUGUCAAUGUGCUUCUAAGCAUGAGAAAUCCUGAUGGAGGGUUUGCCACAUAUGAGACAAAACGUGGUGGUAAACUGCUGGAGCUGCUCAACCCAUCUGAAGUGUUUGGUGACAUAAUGAUUGACUACACAUAUGUUGAGUGCACAUCAGCUGUGAUGCAGGCACUGAAACACUUUCAUAUUGUAUAUCCUGAGCACAGAGCAGAGGAGAUUAGGUCAACUCUUCAAGAGGGGCUGGACUACUGCAAGAGGGUUCAGAGAUCUGAUGGCUCAUGGGAAGGAUCUUGGGGAGUCUGUUUCACAUAUUGUGUCUGGUUUGGUCUGGAAGCAUUUGCAUGUAUGGGCCACACUUUUAAGAAUGGGUCUGUUUGUAUGGAGGUGAAGUGUGCCUGUGACUUCCUGCUGUCUAAGCAGAUGGAGGAUGGAGGCUGGGGGGAGGACUUUGAGUCAUGUGAGCAGAGAUGCUAUGUUCAAAGCAAGAACUCCCAGAUCCACAACACCUGCUGGGCUUUGCUGGGGUUGAUGGCUGUCAGGUACCCUGACAUCAGAGUGAUCGAGCGGGGCAUUCAAGUUUUGAUUGACAGGCAGCUUCCCAAUGGAGACUGGCCACAAGAGAACAUUUCUGGAGUGUUCAACAAAAGCUGUGCCAUCAGCUACACCUCUUAUAGGAAUGUGUUUCCUGUGUGGACACUGGGCCGCUUCUCACGGAUUUACCCUAGCAGCUCUCUAGCUGGGAAGCUCAAGCUGUGAAUAAGAUACUGCAUAUCUGACAUAACCUGAUCAAAGACAAUUCUUCUUUGAAACAAACCUGUUUGCUGCUCUUUAGAAAGUAGGACUUAUUUGUCGAAGUCUAUAGAAUAUUGCCUAUUUAAUUUUUGUUUUUCUUUGUACAUUUAACCAAGGGACCAUUACUUUGCAUUCUGUAGAUGACUCUGUAAUUAAAUGUGAUUUUGUGUACUCUUCUAUGAAAUAAUUUGUAUGUUUUGUCUCCAUUUUGGAGUAAAAUUCAUUCUUUUCUUUUUUUUGUUUAUAAUUCGCCCAUAUGGUUUACAGUGAUUAAAAUCAGUUUGGUUAAAUACUGUACAAUCCAAAUAAGCUCUUGAUUUUACUGACAACAAUUUGAAUAUUGUCAGGGUAGCUCCUCUUCCUUUGACAUUGUAAAAUGCAGAAUACAUUAGAACUAGAAUGCACUACAAAUGCAGGCUCUUUUCUGAAAUAAAUACUAGGAUACUGCACCGUAUGUACUGCCUACGUUUUAAUAUAUUAUGUGAACCGAAUGCAGAAAUAAACUUUUCA